GAACAGUUUCGUGUGAGUGCUUUUCUUAUUACAGGGCAACGAAGGGUAAAUGUGCUGGAAGAAGAAACUAAACUCUCAAGAUGGUGUAUGGGAGUAUUUUAUAAAUAAACUUUCCCUUUUCGUACCGGACUACGUGGCUCGAUUUUCGAAAUAUAUAUGCGUUGUUAACAACGCAAAUGCUAGCACGUCGUGUUCUUCCUCCUCACACAUUCACUGAUCCUGACUUGUGUGCCGUUGUUUUAGAUCUUUUUUGCUUCCAAAUAAACGCAGGUGACACGUGCUACAAUGGUAGCUGUUUAGCCGUGAUUUCUUUUCAAAUUAAGGCAAUUACUUUGUGUUGGGCAAUUCAUUCACAGUGAUAUUUAUUGAUAAUAACAAUUUGUAACUAGGAACUACUUCAGAAACAGUGCUACACACAAUAAUCCCGGUAUACUAAGUAGCAUACUGUUCUGCCGACUUCACUAGACGUUUCUAUCCUGAGGGUUUUGGAAUAUCCAUCGGUCUUGUGACUGUCUGUCAAGGAGGCAAAUCAUUGUUCUGAAUAACUUUUCUCGUGCACAGUUAGCUGUGAAAUAUCUGAAUGAGUGACAUACAAUAGCCUAAGUGUACUACGCGUUGGUAGCGAUCUAUCCCACUUUGUGGAAGUGAGACGUCAUUUAAAAGUUGGACAUAAGUCUGUUCGAAGAAUUGUUCAUUCAUAGUUCCGAGGUUAGACGUAAUGUAUCCAGAGUUUGUAUUAUUCAUUUCCAAACAUCAACAAAUUCCAUGGAUCACCAUUCAUUUGUUAUCCAGAUUGUAGGUAAAAGUUUACUUGGGACCACACUGGUUAGUUUGGAUAUCAGUCACAUUUCAGCAUUGUUACAACUAACUACUAUACCACGUACUUCAACGACAAAUCCUGUCCGGUAUCGCAGGUAUCCUGAAUCUACAUUAUGCAAGAACAACUUAUGAAGGAAACAUUAAAUCAAAUAGCGCUAAAUUUGUGACGCUAGUGAGUUCCGCUUUACCAUAUAUGUGCUUAUAGAGAUAUCAAACAGGUUCUGAUUUUCCCUCAUCAAAUGACUGACAAUAAUCACCCUGACCAUUCAGAAAGUAUACGAGGAACACCCUGGAAUAAUGAAGAUACCUUCCCAGGCUUUGUUUCACCAUUCAGUAUAUUCUCAGAUCGUCCAUCAACUUCUGCAUUCGCUAAUAUUGGACAAAUUGAACCUACACAUCCUCCGAUAGAACAAAAUCAACGGCCAAGAACUUUAGGCGAAACUCUAGGCAUCAGUUUAGAAAUGUCGUCGUCACCAUUUCAUCAAAAUCAAGCACCAUCGUCUACUUCUCCAUUUAAUGAAUUUAAAUUUCCUGCUGAUACUGAAGGAAAAGAUUUGAACUCAAACAUCUUUAGUUCUGAAAGCAAGGAGUCCCCGGACGACAUGGUAGAUCGUGAAUUGGUUAUAUUUCGUCGACCAUCCAAUGUAUCCUCCGGAGAAUCGUUUGUUGACGAUUUACCGGAUGAAUUCUUUGAACACACUGAAGAAGAUAUACGUAAAUUAAUGCGUUCAUAUCGUAAUGAAUGGGUGGAAAAUCAACCUCUUCAAACAUCGACUAUGCGUUCAGAAGCUCGUCAUAAAUCCUAUUCUAAAUAUUGUCGAGCUAUUAUUCAAUUUCACUGGGUUGAUAAUCUUAUUGUUCAAGCAUGUUUCCUUCCUACUGAAAAAGUGUCAGCAUUAUAUAAAUUUAUUCGUGAUCUGCAAAAUUCUACUUGCGAUUUUAAACUAUAUACUACUCCGCCUAAAUUGUUUCUAUCUGAUACAAAUAUUACAUUGAUUGAAGCUGAUUUAGUACCUUUAUCAAAAGUAUUUUAUCAUCCUACUGACAUAUCAGCUGAUAAUGGUAAGUAGUAUAAAUCAUUUAGUGAGUAGUGUAUAAUAUCAUUUACUCUUUUAAAUUAAUUGUUUUUCAAAAAUAUUUAUUUGAACAUAUAAACAUUGGUACAAGGAGGAACCUAAUAGAUAUGCGCCACAUAAAUCACUCGAUAUGUGUGCGGGCUGGGUUAUUGCCCGAGUGCCCAAACCGAAGCAGGUGGUUUUCAUAGGGGGCUACACCUGGAGCCUGUGACCUAAAGGUCUAGUCCACAAGGCAGUGGAGCAACGUCAAGAGAUGCAGUCACAUGGUAGCCGGUGACCAACAAUAGAUUCAUACACCAUUAGUUCAAUCAGGAUACUGGAGACAAUGUGCACCAUUGGUUUAGAGUUGGGAUUUGUCAACUCCCUUAGGUGGACUCUCCGUGUCCACCAACUAGGCUAAAGCGACGGACAUUUGCUUUUCGUCUUAUCAAUUUCGUAAACAACACUCGUGGUGCGAGAAGACAGCGAGUAGAACUUCCCUCGGAGUGGUUGUAUGCACGUGGCCACUUGAGAGCAUUUGUAGAGAGAGAGAGAGAGAGAGCUGACUCUCCCCACUCUCGACCGUACCAGAGCAUUUGGGCGUCUUUUAACUUAAUCCCUGUCAACAAGUCUUAUUUGGCCUAUUUAGCUAGUAUUUAAGUAGGUAAUCAUUAACAGUGUACGUGUGUGUGUAUGUAUGAACGAACAAAUUAUUUGAAAAGAAAGUAGUGUUUAUUCAGCGAUUAUUUUUCUUGGUUGAUAGUUUUUCACUAAAAACCGCAUUUAUUAAUAAUAUUUCCUUAAUGUAAGUUGUAAAACUCCAUGAUCUUCAGUUAAAAGGGGAUUGUAUUUAUAAGGUUUUAUUUAAUUGUUGUUAUUUCGAACUGCAAUUUAUCAAUCUCUAUCGGUGUGUAUACACAUUCGGACCGGAUUCCUCCGUUUUCGCCUCAUUUAUUUGCAAGGUUUAGUAAAGUUAAAGUGUGGCUAGUAGUAAAAUCGAAGAGAUGCGUUUUGCCCUAUGUUGGACUUCAGUGUGAACAUUAACAUUGGAAUACUGGUACACCUAACUGAUUAAUCCCAAAUAAAACGUUAUAUAUGCUGUGGAUUUUAGUACCAAUCACAAUUUAACUCUAUUAAAACUUGUGGUUCGAUGAUUAUAUGGAGACAAUCUGCUUAGGAUACAGAUAUGUCAACAAAAACUGAUAAGAACAACGGGACAUUCUAAAUUCCUACUAAUACCUGCACACUCGGACAAGUUAGUGUUUAUCUGGACUAAGUAGCUCAGUGGAUAACGCGUCAGCGCUUCAAGCGAAAGGUAGUGCGUCCAUUUGUCGUCAUGACCAUUACUUUAGAUGCAGGUACAUUCAGCUUCCAAGUUCUAAAUGGGACGAAUCGAGCGUCAUGAAUUCCACUGUUAGUCACUACCCAAAUGAAUUCAUGAAAUUUAUUUAUGGUUUGAUAAUAUACAUUAAUAACAGAUCUGACAUUUACUUGCCUAUCUAGAUGGUACAAAAAAGUAGUUCGACUAGACUUCUCGGCAGUACAUACAACUAUACUAGGAGUUAAACCUUUAUAUUUUGAAGCGAACGCGUAAGCUUGGUUUUAUGAAGUCAAAACUCAGUUAUUCUAAUUUCUAAUUUCAGUAAAUUCGUAAUUUAGCAUGGUUAUCAUCCAGUGUCACUGUUGCCCUCUCAGUAUUGUUGAACUCCAUCAGUAAUGACUUUUAAAAAUCAAGGAAUUCAUCUAGAAGUUUAACUUGAUGAUCUCUGAUAGAAACUCAACAGUGAACAUACAGCAAAUAGUCAGUAGUUGAGGAUUUUUUCUGCCUCUGGGUCACUUUCUUAAACAUAGAUUCUUUCAUGUUUCCAACAUGUUUAUUGUUUAAUGGAUCAUAAAGAAAUCAAAUCAAAUAUUUGUAAACUGCCAUUUCUUUUAUUUCUAAGUUGUCUUAGGUAGCGGAUGUUCCUUCCAUUAUGAUUGUGUGAUCAUUGUAAAAUGGUAAGGUUAUAUGACCAUCGUCGAUAAUUUCACUCUCCUCAUUUCUUAAACUUAUAACACCAUGUAUUGCAAAUAGUCAUUCACUAACCACUAGUUUACAUCAACUGCAUUUUUUAUUCAGUUUUGGUGAUUGCAUCAUUAAUAGGGUCAACUUAUUCUCAUUCAAUAAAGUCAACUAAUUAAACAGUGAUAUUCUCUUUUGGUUUCAUUAUAUAGUUCUGAGAUCAGAUAUAUUAGAUAAAGCCAGUGAAGAGAAUAUUAUUAAAGCUCAGUCAGUUGUUACUUACUGGAUGAAAAAAUCACCAGCCGACAACUCAAUUCAAAACAGUUCGUCUCAAAGGGAUAUUGACACUCAGAAAAAUUUAAGACGCACUGAUAGACCUGCUUCUAAUUCAUGCAGUGUGCCAAAGUGGCUGAAAUUAAAAAAGUGAAUUCAAUGAACCGCUUUAUUCUGCACAAAGUACAAAUGCUUUGUCUGACGUUCAAUUACCCUCUUUGGAGGGUAUAGGAAAUUCUAGUGUUUUGCACUGUAUUUUGUGAAUUCCGUUUGUUUUUCUUUCCUUUGGAGAGAUGUUUACAGUGUACUUUUUUAUUUUGACAUUAUUGAAAAUAAAUGACUCUUAAUGCA
Molecule: messenger RNA, 4500 nt
Organism: Schistosoma curassoni
Lineage: Eukaryota; Metazoa; Platyhelminthes; Trematoda; Strigeidida; Schistosomatidae
Source: the annotation of a GenBank genome assembly